CGGAGUCGUCUCACAGCUUCUGCAUCUGAGCGUGCACAUCGCACCUCCUCCGCACCCUGCUUGUGGCCUUCAUAUCGUCGAGGAGCUACGCGCGGAGCAGCCAACAGGCUCUACACUUGCUCUUACGAUAUCCUGGGAUCCCAGCAACCACACCACAUCUCAUUGGAUUCUACAUAGACAUCUGGGUUUUUUUUUGCUGCGUACUAAUCGGAUAUCCUCGCUGUUAAGAUGUCGCCCGUUGCAAUGCCUGUAGCCAUGGAUUCUCAGUUUUCUCCCCUCAUAGACGCUUUACGCAAUGCACCCACGGCUCCAGAUGCAAAGGCUGCCGCCGAUCGCCUUGCUCGCGAAGUCUCAAAAACCGGACUUGAGUCUCUCAGCGAUGCACAAAUCAUCACCGCCCUUCAUGCCUUCGCGGGCAACAAGAAGUCGGGUUACGAACGUGAAUCCGCCGUGGUGGCCUUCCAAUCUUUGGUGACUGUACUCGGUGCUCCAGUUGCACCUUUACUUCUGCCCUCUCUCCCGGUCAUCUACGAGCUGUACAUGGACAAAGGCGAUGUGGUCCGCUCGGCGGCUAGCGCUGCCGUCAAAGCGAUCCUGAAGCUUUGCCCUCCCGAGACCACUAGAGUUCUGUUUCGUACCCUCGAAGGCAUCCUCGAGACAGGAAAGUGGAGAACAAAAGUCGGCGUGCUCGACUCUAUCAGGACCUUCUCAAGUUCUGCGCGCGACGCCGUAGCAAACGAGCUUGGGACCACGAUCCCGAAGGUAGAAGCUGCUAUGCAUGACACAAAGCAAGAGGUUUCCACUGCGGCAGUUAAAUGUGCGACCGCGCUAUGCGGAACCCUGGCAAAUCCUGAUUUGAGCCCACACAUCCCAUUGCUCGUCAAGUGUAUGGCCAAUCCGGACUCGGUACCUGCGUGUAUCAAGUCUCUCUCGUCCACCACAUUCGUGGCUGAAGUCACCGCGCCGGCGCUCGCGGUGCUCGUUCCGCUCCUCAUCCGUGCUUUGAACGAUAGGUCGAUGGAGGUUCAGCGUCGAAGCGUCGUUGUCAUCGAUAACUUGGUAAAGCUGGUGCGCGACCCCACCGUUGCCGCCAUUUAUCUCAGCCCUCUUGUGGACGGUGUCGAGAAGAUCGCUAAGGGUGCCGCCUUCCCAGAGGUCCGGGCGUUCGCUGAGACCGCUUCGAACACCUUGCUGAAGUCCGGCGCGUCCAAGGAUGGACCGCCUCCCGCGAGACGUGAUAUUGAGGGCGAAACGUCGUCAGCUUCGUCAGCUCUACUCACCCUUCUCCCAGCGGAGCUUGCAGAUGUGUCUCCCAACCGCCCCAACGGCCCACAUACACCGCGCCACCCGCUUCUCGCCCAGGUGCUGGAUUUCGAGGCGUCCCUUGUUGCAGAUUUGGUACACGACAGGCGAUUCUCGGACAAGGACGUUUGGCAUCGUUGCGUCGGAUCGUACCUUACCCCAUGGUUGUCUGGCGAUGCGGACGCCGCGACCACCUUCGCGGAGACGGUUCGGUCCCACUUCCUCGCAAUCGACCAGGCAAAACAUGCGACGAGUGUCGACGACAGUGGAGAGGAGGGCGAGUUGCUCUGCGAUACACAGUUCUCGCUUGCGUACGGUGCUCUCCUCUUGCUGUCACACACGCGCCUGCGACUGUUCCGUGGCCGUCGUUACGGCAUUUUGGGAACAAAUGGAUCCGGGAAGUCGACCCUCAUGCGGCAAUUGCGAGAUGGCAAAGUAGAGAACUUUCCGCCUCAAGAUCAGCUGCGUUGUGUCAUGGUUGAACACUCGCUGCAAGGCGAAGACACCUCCAUGUCUGUGAUCGACUUCGUUGCCUCCGACAAGGCGCUCUCUGGGAUCCCGCGCACCAAAAUUAGGGACCAGCUAUUGGAGGUCGGCUUUGACGAUAGUCGUCAGGCCGAGCUUGUCGGAGGUCUAUCCGGCGGAUGGAAAAUGAAGUUGGAGCUCGCAAGGGCUAUGCUAUACAAUGCGGACCUGCUUCUGCUUGAUGAGGUCAGCAUCCAUCUCGACCGCGCCUCUGUCCAAUGGCUGGAGCAAUAUCUGAUUGCACAGAAGCACAUCACUUGCCUCAUCAUUAGUCACGACUCUGGAUUCCUCGACACAGUUACGACCGAUAUAGUGCAUUACGAGAGCAAGAAGCUUGUAUACUACAAGGGCAACCUGUCAACAUUCGUAGAAGCACACCCUGAAGCCAAAUCGUAUUAUACCCUCGCUGCAACAUCUGUCAAGUUCUCGUUCCCUCCGCCCGGGUCCUUGAUGGGCGUCCGCAGUAACACUCGGGCUAUCCUCAAGAUGUCUAAUUGCACGUUCACGUAUUCGGGGAGGUCUACACCCAGCCUCUUCAAUGUCAGCUGUGCGCUCUCUCUGUCAAGUCGUGUUGGGAUCGUGGGUCCAAACGGUGCUGGAAAGUCUACACUCAUCAAGCUCUUGACCGGUGAGACUGAGCCGCAGGAGGGCACCGUGUACAAGCAUCCGUCAUUGCGUAUCGGUUACGUCUCUCAGCAUGCGACGCAUCACAUUGAGCGUCAUUUGGAGAAGACCCCGGUACAGUACAUACAAUGGCGCUUCCAAGACGGUCAUGACAGGGAGAUUUUGGAAAAAGUCACCCGUGUGCUCACGCCUGAGGAGCUGGCACUGCUUGAAACUGACUUCGUUGGGAAGAACGGCCAGAGACGCAAGCUCGAGUUGAUCAUGGGUCGUCAAAAGCUGAAGAAAUCGUUCCAAUAUGAGAUCAAGUGGCGUGGUUUCGACCACCGGUUCAAUACGUGGAUUCCAAGAGACGAGCUCAUCGAGAAGGGAUUCACUAAAGUUGUGCAACAGUUCGACGACUUAGAGUCAUCCAGGGAGGGCGCUGGCCAGCGUGACACUUCCGCUCACCUUGUCCGGAAACACCUCGAGGACAUUGGUCUGGACGGCGACAUCGCACAGUACAACGAAAUUUCUGGCUUGUCCGGAGGCCAGAAGAUCAAACUCGUCAUCGCUGCGUGCCUUUGGAACAACCCUCAGAUCUGUAUCCUUGAUGAACCGAGCAACUUCCUGGACAGAGAAGCGUUGGGUGGAUUAGCCGUAGCCAUUCGUGAAUGGGCCGGGGCUGUCGUGAUUAUCUCACACAACCACGAGUUCGUGACCGCUCUCUGUCCUGAGAUUUGGAAUGUGGACGCCGGCCGUUUGACUCAGAAGGGCAAGGCUGCCGUGGUGGAGGAUGCCUUCGCCGUGAAGUCGCCGAAAGGAAGUGGUGCCAACACCCCUGCGCGCUCCCGUUUGCAGACCCCGGCGGGUUCUACCGCGGCAACUCCUGCAGGGAGCGGGACCGAAGACAAGAGCGGAGUUGCCACUCCUGCCAAGAAGAAGAAAAAGUUGACUCGCAACCAAAUGAAGGCUCAGGAGGAACGACGAAGGCUUCGAAAGUUGCACUGGCUUACCCACGGCGGUCCUAAGCCCGAAGACACGGACAGUGACGCAUGAUAGAAUACAUCACCGUACCAUCCAUACUCGCUGCACCUUAGAUAUUGUAGCAUAGACGUCUUCGUAAUAUAUCGCGUAUUUAAUGCGUAAGACCUCGUUUCCAUGCGCGCC
This is a messenger RNA of Fomitopsis serialis, 3597 nucleotides long. Its product is annotated as P-loop containing nucleoside triphosphate hydrolase protein. The record is from RefSeq and is a predicted model, not a curated record. The transcript is spliced from 19 exons. The coding region runs from base 229 to 3486 and encodes 1085 amino acids. Lineage: Eukaryota; Fungi; Basidiomycota; Agaricomycetes; Polyporales; Fomitopsidaceae. Gene Ontology annotation, molecular function: ATP hydrolysis activity; ATP binding.